UCCUGCUAUCUUUGAAGCAUGAGCUCACACCAGCAGAAGCAGCCCUGCACAGUUCCUCCCCAGCUGCACGAGCAGCAAGUGAAACAGCCUUGCCAGCCGCCACCUCAGGAGCCAUGUGUCUCCCAAAUCAAAGAGCCCUGCAACACCAAGGUUCCUGAGCCCUGCCACCCCAAGGCUCCCGAGCCCUGCCACCCCAAGGCUCCUGAGCCCUGCCACCCCAAGGCUCCUGAGCCCUGCCACCCCAAGGCUCCCGAGCCCUGUCACCCCAAGGCUCCUGAGCCCUGCCACCCCAAGGCUCCCGAGCCCUGCCACCCCAAGGCUCCCGAGCCCUGCCACCCCAAGGCUCCUGAGCCCUGUCACCCCAAGGCUCCUGAGCCCUGUCACCCAAAAGCUCCCGAGCCCUGCCACCCCAAGGCUCCCGAGCCCUGCCACCCCAAGGCUCCCGAGCCCUGCCACCCCAAGGCUCCUGAGCCCUGUCCCUCAACUGUCACUCCAGUACUGGCCCAACAGAAGACAACACAAAAGUAAUACGACUGUAUUACAAAGUUGUCCCUCGGGGAAGCUGAUCACCAGAUGGACACUGAGGCUCAAACUCCGUUCUGUUUGAGCAUACUAGGGCUUCGCAUCACAGUCCCCACUUCUC
Messenger RNA from Acomys russatus (golden spiny mouse), 643 nucleotides. Its product is annotated as cornifin-B. Bases 19 to 528 code for a protein of 169 amino acids. Lineage: Eukaryota; Metazoa; Chordata; Mammalia; Rodentia; Muridae. The transcript has a single exon. The record is from RefSeq and is a predicted model, not a curated record.